CGCAUCGGCGUGCUCUUCAGCGGCGGGCCCGCGCCGGGCGGGCACAACGCGGUCGCGGGCGCGCUCGACUGCCUCGCGCGGCUUCGCGCCGCGCGCGGCGGCGCGGGCGGCCCCCGAAGAAAAAGCCGGAAGCGAUGGACGCCGAUCACGCCGUCGCUCAUGUCCAAGCACGUGAACAUGGGCGGGUUCGACCUCCUCGGGAGCGGGCGAAUGAAGCUCUCGAGCGAAGCGCAUUUCGCGGCGGCGGCGGCGACGGUGACCGACCUCGCGUUGGACGGCCUCCUCGUCAUCGGCGGCGACGACUCGUGCACGAACGCGGCGUACCUCGCGGAGGCGUUCGCGGAGAACGACGUCGAGUGCGCGGUCGUCGGCGUCCCGAAGACGAUCGACGACGACAUGCGCGGCGGCGGCGUCGAGGCGUGCUUCGGCUUCGACAGCGCCUCCAAAGUGUUCUCGGAGAUCAUCGGCAACGUGUGUUCGGACGCGCGAAGCGCGCGGAAGUACUGGCACUUCGUCCGCGUCAUGGGACGAAGCGCGAGCCACCUCACGCUGGAGUGCGCGCUGCAGUGCCAGCCGAACCUCUCGUUCAUCGGCGAGGAGAUCGAGGCGAACGGUCGGAGCCUUUCGGACGUCGCGGAUGAAAUCGCAGACGUCGUCGCCGCGCGCGCCGCCUCCGGCUUACACCACGGCGUCGUCCUUCUCCCCGAGGGCCUCCUCUCGUUCUGCCCGGAGACGAGCGCGCUGAUGCGAGAGCUCGAGGACCUCAUGUCCGAGGUCGGGUCGCCGCCGCGACCGCCGGAGCACUCCACGGAGAGCGAGGCGAUCGUCUGGGCCGAGCGUCGCCGCGCCGCGCCGGAUCAGCUCGAGAACUCCGACGUCCGCGCGCGGCUGUCGCGCGCGUCGAGAGAAGCCGCGGCGCAGAUCCCGGACGCGAUCCUCUCGCAGCUGCUCCUCGCGAGGGAUUCGCACGGCAACCCGUCGCUCAGCGCGAUCGAGACGGAGUCGCUCGUCGCCGAGCUCGUGCGCGCCAAGCUCGCCGCGCGGCACCCGGCGGCGCUCGCGCGUUUCGAAUCCCGGACGCACUUUUGCGGGUACGAGGGACGCGCGGGGCUGCCCACGGACUUCGACGCGACGUACGCGUACGCGCUCGGAUACGCCGCGGCGACGCUCGCCGUCGGCGGCGCGCGCGGCGUCGUCGCCGCGGUGACCAACCCUUGGGACGACCCGAAACGCUGGGAUCUCUGGGGCGUGCCGCUCGCUCGGUUGAUGGCGCCGGAGCGACGCUUCGGAUGCGACCGGCUCGUGAUUCGCAAGCGCGUCGUGGACGUCGACGGCGACGCGUUCCGGGCGUUCGCGCGACGACGCGAGCGGUGGAAGCUCUCGGACUGCUACGUCGUCCCGGGACCCGCGCAGCUGAGCGGG
Messenger RNA from Micromonas pusilla CCMP1545, 1422 nucleotides. RefSeq lists its product as uncharacterized. The transcript has 5 exons. Gene Ontology annotation, biological process: fructose 6-phosphate metabolic process; glycolytic process; response to glucose. The annotation marks the transcript as partial. The record is from RefSeq and is a predicted model, not a curated record. Lineage: Eukaryota; Viridiplantae; Chlorophyta; Mamiellophyceae; Mamiellales; Mamiellaceae. Gene Ontology annotation, molecular function: 6-phosphofructokinase activity. Gene Ontology annotation, cellular component: cytosol.